AUGUGGGCUCCUUUCUAUGAUUUGCCACGGGAUUUCGGCUGCGAGCGGUCGAGCGCUUCGACCCCCGCGCCGCCGCCGGCGGACGAGGAGGCACCACCUCAUGCAGAUGCUGCGCCGCAGAAAGCGCCAAAGCAGGUGCCGACGAGCUCAGCGCCACCUGCACCCAAAGCAUCGAAGGCUGCCUCGAGCAGGGCAGCACCACCGGCACUGAGGCCCGGUGCUGUCGGAAUUGGCAGCCACGCGCCCGGGCUCGACGUGACGGGCCUGCGGAUAAGAGCAGGCGUGAACAGUGUGAGAGUCUAA
Molecule: messenger RNA, 303 nt
Organism: Symbiodinium sp. CCMP2592
Lineage: Eukaryota; Dinophyceae; Suessiales; Symbiodiniaceae
Source: the annotation of a GenBank genome assembly